GUCCCGGUCAACGCGAAUCCGCCGAACCAAAGACGCGCCCAGCCAAUUAGCAUGCGCGCUGCGCUCCAGCCUUUUCCUCUCGUCCAGAUGCAACUCUGCUUCUUACACUGUCGGCCUGGGCGUUAUACCUGCAAUUGUCCCCUCAGAUUGAUUCCCUCAUUAUCUGGAACAUCUUAUAAUUAUAUCACCACUGCAAUGUCUCUCAAGCGCAAAGCCUCUUUCUCUGGCCUCCCAUCUAGCAUGGCGAUGCCCACGCCUAGCGGAUGGGGCAUGUCCGAUAGCUCGAAGGACCUUCCCAGCCGAACCCGAAAGCGCUUCCGGGACGGCCGUCCAGACGAACAAGUGGUAUAUGAGAAAACCCUCCGUUGGAUCUUCUCCGCACAACAGCAGCAGCAACGACAGCCGAUUACUCCCAUGGACACCGCAGACGACGCCAUGAUGGAUGCCGACCCCAGUAUUCCCUCCCCCGAAACCGUCGACCCGCGCCAACAGACCUUGCUGCGAUUCUUCCAACCCCGUGCAGAGGCAUCGUCGCCCUUUCGACCUUCCCGUGAAGCUCUUGCAGCUCGGGCCAAUGAGACGGCUAUGGACCGGGAAGAGGUUAUGCGCCGCCAGGCGUUUGCGCAGAUGAAUAUGGCUGGAAGCACGAGUGGAAGCGAGACCACGAGUCCGGGCUUUUUUCAGACCGAGACGGACGUGGACAUGGACAUGGACGGUGGGGAGAGUAGUGAUAGCUCCAAUCCCGUUGCUAAGUGGGGGUUCUGGAAUGGAGGUGUUUGAUUGAUUUUGGUUGGGGAAGCUGCAGAGCUGUCAAGGUUCUGUGUCGAAUUGAGCGCUGGUCGCUCGUUGGGGAGAGGCUGUUGGUCCCUUCUCAUGAUUUCCUUCGCAUCUGUUUGAGCUUCUGGGAAGGUGUUUGAGUAUCUGGCUGCUUUUAUCUUGUUGAUUUAUUGGUUCUCAGGGAGGACCAGGCGUUAUGGACUCGGCGCUGGAAGGUCUGUCUUGGCUGAGUUGCUAGAAGGACGUAAUAAGGUACCUAUCAAAGGUAUAAUCUUGAUGGACAUAUUCAGUACCUGAAG
Molecule: messenger RNA, 1076 nt
Organism: Penicillium brasilianum
Lineage: Eukaryota; Fungi; Ascomycota; Eurotiomycetes; Eurotiales; Aspergillaceae
Source: the annotation of a GenBank genome assembly